Messenger RNA from Anneissia japonica, 1421 nucleotides. RefSeq names its product phosphoethanolamine N-methyltransferase-like. Bases 51 to 1388 code for a protein of 445 amino acids. The transcript is spliced from 12 exons. Lineage: Eukaryota; Metazoa; Echinodermata; Crinoidea; Comatulida; Comatulidae. The record is from RefSeq and is a predicted model, not a curated record.
UUGUGAAUGGCGUGGUUGAUUUGAACGGGCUUUAGGUACCAAUUACAAUAAUGGGCUCUGGAACACUAGUUUCUCUCCUGCCAGGGGAUUUCAUUGGUGGGAAUGUUCUGAUCGUUGGUGCCGAUGGAGUAGACAAAGGCCUCUUGGAUGCUGUCAUUAAAAAAGCUGGAAAGUUGACGAUAAUUGAGAAUGAAAGAACAGCGGCCAUUUUAGAUGAAAUCCGGAAGAAUACAAAUUGUGACGUUGAUUGUAUAAAGAUGGAACAAGUUAUUGGUGUUGACUAUUCUCUAGUUCUCUGCAAUGGGAUGUUGGACAUGGAGUUGAGUUCAAAGUUUCUGUCUUGGCUUCUUCCAGAUUGUUACGUCAUGCUCGUCACUCAUUGCGAUAAAGUUGAUGAAUCUGCUGUGGACAAUCCGGAUAAACCAACUACAUAUAGCCUCGAAAGUGUCUUCAAAACGACUCCGUCCAAGAAUUCGUACGGAUUUGUGUUUGUAGCAUCUAGAAUCAUCGAAACAUAUGAGGAUCAUCGUGUGCUUUACAGCAGUAUGUUCAAGAAAGUUCUACUCGGCCCUGAACAAGACCGACGCCUUGAUAGCCUUCACGAUGUCCUUAACGACAAGACAUAUACCAAGAAGAUAUCAACAUUUUUUGAAAGAGUAUUUAGUCGAGGAGGAGACCCGGGAUAUAUUAGCACUGGAGGGGCAGAAGUAACCGAGGAAUGUAUGAGGAGGCUUGAUUUGCAGCCAGGUCAAAGGGUACUGGACGUCGGAUGUGGUGCUGGGGGUCCCGCCAUCUUGCAUGCCAAGAAAUACAAAGCGCACGUAGUUGGAGUUGACAUUUCUUCCAACAUGAUUGAUUUAGCAACGGAAGUAACUGCUAAUUAUCCUGACUUGAAUAUCGAGUUUGAGGUAUGUGACAUCGAGAGACGAGAGUUUCCAGAGGGAUAUUUUGAUGCAAUUUACAGUAAAGAUGUCAUUCUUCAUAUCGUUAGAAAACAAGAGUUGUUCAAGAAAUUUCUUAAAUGGCUUAAGCCAGGCGGGAAGCUUCUGAUUACUGACUACUGUCGCACUACCAAUGAUUUUUCUGACAUGAUGGAAGCUUACAUGAAAAAGCGUGCCAAUGUGUGGUUUCUUUUAACUGUACCAGUUUAUGGCCAACUUCUUAAGGAUUCAGGAUUUGUUAACGUUGACGCGCAAGAUAAACAUGCUGUUUUAUGCGAGAGCAAUAAGCAAGAAAACAUCCAUUUGGCAAAUAAAAGACAUGAUCUUUUAAAGGAAUUUGACCAACAAUUCGUUGACGAUUGGACUGACGUAUGGAAGAACAAAGUGAAGAUUAUCGGUAAUAAAGACCUGACUUGGGGAGUUUUCUAUGCGGAAAAAUGUCAAUAAAUUACGACAUUAGAUUAGUUAGGCUUUACGUAA